UCGUGAUGGGCGACAUAGCCAUGUCGCGGGAGACGUACCGACGGCGAAGCCGGCAGGCCAAGCUCGGGGUCGGCUUCAACAUUACGGACAGGGGCCCCAGGUUCCGCAGCAAACGGCGGCGACACCGGCACCGGGAGCGCGCGGGCAAGAACCGCCGACGCGUCCGCGCCGCCACUGCGAGGCCCGAGAGGCUCUGGGACCACGCCGUCAUCCCCUACGAGAUCGAGUCCAACUUCAGUGGGGAUCACCGAGCGCUGUUCAAGCAAGCGAUGCGCCACUGGGAGAACCACACGUGCAUCAAGUUCGUGGAGCGUGGCCCCGAACACCAGCACUACAUCGUCUUCACCGAGAGGCCCUGCGGAUGCUGCUCGUUCGUCGGAAAGCGGGGCAACGGCGCACAGGCGAUCUCCAUCGGCAAGAACUGUGACAAAUUCGGCAUCGUGGUGCACGAGCUGGGCCACGUGGUCGGCUUCUGGCACGAGCACACGCGGCCUGACCGCGACCAGCACGUCGACAUUGUCACCCGCAACAUCAUGACCGGCCAAGAGUACAACUUCAACAAGCUCACCGACGAGGAGGUCAAUUCUUUGGGCCUGGCGUACGACUUCGAGUCUAUCAUGCACUACGCGCGCAACACGUUCUCCAAGAGCACGCACCUGGACACCAUCCUGCCGCAGGAGAACGCCACCACGAGGCACCGUCCCGAGAUCGGCCAGCGCGUACGUUUGUCGCACGGCGACAUAUCGCAGACCAACAAGCUCUACAAGUGCUCCCAGUGCGGCCGUACCAUGCAGGAGCCGAGCGGCCUGAUCGCGUCCCCGGAGCUGGUGAACAGCGUGACGCCGCUGGCCGAAGGCGAACACUGCGAGUGGCGCGUCACGGCCACGCACGGGGAGCGCAUCGUGCUCAACGUCACCCAGCUGGACAUCUACGAGUCGGACAACUGCGAGACCGACUACGUCGAGGUGCGCGAUGGAUACUGGCACAAGUCGCCGCUGCUCGGUCGCUACUGCGGGACGGGACGCAUACCGGAAAUGCUACUAAGCACAGGGUACCGCAUGCUUAUCGUCUACCGGACCUCGAGCAACCAGAAUGGACACGUUGGCUUCCGGGCUUACUACGAAGCGGUGUGCGGCGGCGACGUGGUCAUGGAGGAGGGCGUCCUUCAGAGCCCCAACUACCCGGAUGACUACCGGCCGAACAAGGAGUGCGUCUGGAAGAUAACCGUGCCGGAAGACUACCAGGUGGCGCUCAAGUUCCAGUCCUUCGAGGUGGAGAAUCACGACAGCUGUGUGUACGACUACCUGGAGGUCCGCGACGGCCAUGAUGCGAGCAGCCAGCUGCUGGGCAAGUUCUGCGGCUACCGGACGCCCGAUGACCUGCGUUCCACCACCAACCGUAUGCUCGUCAAGUUCGUCUCCGAUGGAUCCGUCAACAAGGCCGGCUUCUCGGCCACAUUCAUGAAAGAGUUCGACGAGUGCCAGAACACACAGCAUGGCUGCGAACACGAGUGCGUCAACACCCUGGGCGGCUACCGCUGCGAGUGCAACAUCGGCUACGAGCUACACUCUGACGGCAAAAAGUGCGAAGACGCGUGCGGCGGCAUGAUCGAGGCAUCGAAUGGGACCAUCACGAGUCCAUCGUUUCCGGAUCUGUACCCGUCCAACAAGAACUGCAUCUGGGAGAUCGUCGCCUCGCCCCAGUACCGCAUCACGCUCAACUUCACCCACUUUGACCUCGAAGGGAACAACCAAGACUGCGAGUACGACAAGGUGGACAUCCUCAGCAAGAUGGGCGACAACACGAUCCGGAAGCACGGGCUCUUCUGCGGCUCCUACCUGCCACCCAUCAUCACCUCCGAGGGCAACAGCCUGCGCAUCGAGUUCAGCUCGGACAACUCGGUCCAGAAGAGCGGCUUCGCGGCGGUUUUUCUCACGGACAAGGACGAGUGCGCUCACAACAACGGCGGCUGCCAGCACAUCUGCAAGAACACUGUGGGCAGCUACAUCUGCGCCUGCCAAAAUGGAUUCGUGCUCCACCCGAACAAGCAUGACUGCAAAGAAGGCACGUGCACGCACCAGAUCAGCGCCCCGCUGGGCGAAAUCAACAGUCCCAACUACCCGGACGCCUACCCGAGCAGGAAGGACUGCGCCUGGCUCUUUACCACCACUCCCGGGCACCGGCUCAAACUGAUUUUCAACGACUUUGAGCUGGAGCCGCAUCAGGAGUGCGCGUACGACCACAUCUCCCUGUACGACGGCGACAGCACAGACGCCCCGACGCUGGGUCGCUUCUGCGGGGCCAAGGUGCCCCACCCAAUUCUCUCCACCACCAACCGCAUGUACAUGGUGUUCAAGAGCGACGCCUCCGUGCAGCGCAAGGGCUUCAAGGCGUCCCACUCGACGGCCUGCGGAGGGCGGCUGCUGGCGACCGGGCGCACCGUGGAGCACCUCUACUCCCACGCCAAGUACGGCGAUCAGAACUACGAGAACCGCGAGGACUGCGACUGGCUCGUCGAGGCCGAGUCCGGCCGCGUGCGCCUGCGUUUCCUGACUUUCGAGCUGGAGCACGAACAGGACUGCGGCUACGACUUCGUUCAGCUCUUCGACGGCUACGACGACUCGGCUCCCCAACUGGGGAAGUUCUGCGGGAAUAAGAUGCCGGGCGAGUUCACGUCCAACUCGGGCUCCCUGCUGCUUCGCUUCCGCUCGGACGACAACAUCAACGCCAAGGGCUUCUCGGCUGCCUACUCGGCCGUAGACACCGGCGAGUCCGGCCAGCAGCACGCCCCCACGGCGCCGCCGUUCCCGGCCGGCGCUACCGGCUCGUUCUCCGAAGUGCGCGCACCGCACCACCGGGAACGAAAGCUCAGACUGCACCGCCACUGAGGCACGCGCAUCGGCACCUACCACAGCCAGCUAACGGCGCCAGGGCGCCUCCCAAGCCAUAGUCACAACACAGUCCACAAUCAUCCCCGCCUGCUGCGGAUCGCGCGUGUAGUUUACUCCCUGUCCGGACAUCACCACGUUUCUUUCUUUCUUUUUUUUUUCUUUAUUAGUCCGCCACCCACGAAUGUGCGUCAAGCGCGUGUGGCGGACAAGUGAAUCGUGAACGGCGGAGGCGCGCGAAUCCUGCGCGCCGACGCCCCUUUGUCGCACGCAGUCCCCGAUGAUGAAGGUGUUGCAUCUGUUGGGCUCGUGAGCAGCCUGUAAGCGGCGGGAUCCGUCCGCCGUGAUGAUGGGAAGCAGCUUUCUGUGCUCGGUGACAGAAGUGCGACUCUUCCUGUGAUGCUUGUUGGAUGCUUUCUUUUUUUGUUUUUUGUUUUUGUUUUUUAAUCGCCCUCGGA
Dermacentor albipictus is the source of this 3346-nucleotide messenger RNA. NCBI's taxonomy places the organism in Eukaryota, Metazoa, Arthropoda, Arachnida, Ixodida, Ixodidae. The record is from RefSeq and is a predicted model, not a curated record.